AUGCUGAAAGAUGUGAGCAAAGAAGGAAUUCACAGUCAAAUUGUGACAGUGAGUGAAGUGUCAGUCAAGGCUGGAGGCUCCAUCUCCAUCCCAUGUCGCUAUGGCUCACAGUACAUAAACCAUGUGAAAUACUUGUGUAAAGGAAAAUCGUGGUCCAAAUGCUCAUUUGUAGUUAGAACAGACAAGCCACAAAAUUCAGGAAAGUUUUCAAUCUCUGAUGACACAAACCAAACAAUAUUCACUGUGACUAUAAAAGAUCUGACGGAUGAGGACACUGAUUACUGGUGUGCUGUGGAGAUUAACGGAGGGUCAGAUGUCAAAGAGUAUUUUCACCUGUCGGUCACCAGUGGUACGCCAAGUCUGUACGUGGACAAACAGAAAGUUGCCGCAUUUGAAGGAGGAAGUGUGACAGUUGGUUGCCGCCAUGAAUAUGCAGAUGUAACUAAUUGGUGCAGGCUGGGCGGCUCCUGUGUGGCCGGUCUGAACGGAUCUAUAAAUGGGACAAAAGUGACCAUCAAUGCAAGUGUCCCCAAUGUUUUCACCGUGACUAUGAGUGAACUGAGGAUGGAGAGCGGCGGCUGGUAUUGGUGUGACAAAGGAGACUUUCAGAUGCCAGUACAUAUAACUGGCUCACCAAUUGGGAGUGAUCCUGAUGAGAACUACGCUAACAUUGUUUAUAAGCAACACGCAGCGGCCCAGCAGAAGACUGAACCAGUCGAUGGAAGUGUGAUCUACAGCAUAAUAAGUGCUAAUUAG
This is a messenger RNA of Sebastes umbrosus (honeycomb rockfish), 756 nucleotides long. RefSeq names its product polymeric immunoglobulin receptor-like. Bases 1 to 756 code for a protein of 251 amino acids. Lineage: Eukaryota; Metazoa; Chordata; Actinopteri; Perciformes; Sebastidae. The transcript is spliced from 5 exons. The record is from RefSeq and is a predicted model, not a curated record.